Messenger RNA from Trichomycterus rosablanca, 3857 nucleotides. RefSeq names its product amyloid beta precursor protein binding family B member 2 (gene apbb2a). The record is from RefSeq and is a predicted model, not a curated record. Lineage: Eukaryota; Metazoa; Chordata; Actinopteri; Siluriformes; Trichomycteridae. The coding region runs from base 114 to 2642 and encodes 842 amino acids. Gene Ontology annotation, biological process: regulation of DNA-templated transcription. Gene Ontology annotation, molecular function: transcription factor binding; amyloid-beta binding. The transcript has 14 exons. Gene Ontology annotation, cellular component: nucleus; cytoplasm.
GAGAAGCUUCAUAAUCCACAUACAUACUGCAGCCGUGUGUAUUACAGCUUUAUUAUACACUGAUAUACACAGUCUCUCUCUGCUGGACUCGGUAGCCGAGCAGUCGGACGAGGAUGUCGCUGCACAAACCCGCCCUCAGGCGCAGCGCCUCCACACUAGAAUCCACAAAUCGCAGCCGCCAACUACUGACCCCACCCACAUUUCUCAACCUCCGCUCUUCCCACAACCACCAGUUAGGCCAUGACAUCUCGAAGGAGAGCGUUUCCUCAGAGACGCAAGAUACAACUCAGUCUGCGAAGAACCGCCACAGAUACGCCCUGACCAAUCUGCAGAACGCCAUGGGGCUGGAUGAAAGCCCCGCCCAGGGUCGGACCAAACCGGCCCCCACAAAAUCCGCCUCUUCCUCCUCUCUGUAUUUAUACUCUCUGUCGUUGUCCUCAUCCAACCCCAAACUGGCAAAAAACGGCACCAACCUGCAGCUGAAAGAAACGCAGCUCGACCUGAGCAAGAAGGACACGAACCGCAACGACAUCACAGCCGGGAAAGGACGCGAUUGGCCCGACUGGCCCGAUCGUUUCGCCAAAGACGACGAGAAGAACCUGCCCUUCCGCCGAAGGACGAAAAGCUUCCUGGAGUAUCAUCGCGAGGAAGAGGAGGAGGACUCACCCGACAAAGAGGUGGAGGUGAACACACCAGGUGAGGAGAAGCCACGCCUCCAUAAGCUGGAGCAUCAAAACUGGGCCAACGAAAAUCGCGUGGAGCCUCAUCUCACGCUCCCUCAGAAUCACCUCCUCCUGCUGGCCAACGAAGACGAAGAGGAGCACCAGAGCCCCGUCCACACCCACAUGAGCCUCGCACCCACACACCCCAACCAGAUGAAGCGACCCAAAGAGGACGGGGGCAAAGACGAGGGCCAGAGAGGUGCCCCGAAAUCUAAAUCAGCACUCCAAGCACAAGAGGCUCCACCCACUUCACUACGCAUAGCUAGAUCUCUCGUUCCGCCCUCGUACCUGCCCAUAGCGCCACCUACUCUGGGCGAGGAGAAACAGGUGGAGGAGGAGGACGACGAUGAUGAAGAUUCAAGCUGGACCACUUUGUCUCAGGAGAGCCCAUCCAUAGAGACACCACAGGAGACAGGUCCAACCUGUGACUCGGUGCUGCCCUCUGUCCGGCAGGAGAAGGAUGAUGUAGUGUCUGAUGGCUAUUUCUGGCACGCCAACGCCCAACAUGAACGACCCGCAACUGAUAGCACGAAGUGCCAGGAAGAGACAAGCUCGUUGUGUGUGUCCUCAGCUAAGGCACAGAGCGAGAGGCCUAGCAGCAUUGUUUCAGACAGUUCUGUGGAGCCCGUGCCUUCAUCAGCUGCUUCCUCACCUUCCUCAUCCUCAAUCUGCUGUGAAAUGACCACAAGCAGCUUCUUCAAUAACAACUGCCUGGACCUAAAAGAGACCGCCGUCCCCCCUGACUCCAGACUGAAAGAGGAACGGAGAGAGAGGGUCAGUGCUGGAGCUCGCUGCAUGCCAUACAGCUACGUAAACCUGAGGGCUAGAGUUGCAGCUCCACCCGCUGAUACCUACAUCCCCAUCAACGACUACGAAACCCACGUGUACCGAGUGCGUUCCCUCGGCUGGAUGGAGGUGUGUGAAGCCGACAUGGUGUCUGGCAGCAUUGUGAUCAGCGACUGUAUCCGACUUCUCCAACAGCGCAACCUACACACACACUCGCUCUGCCGGGGAGGGACAGCAAGCGCCGGAGAGACUGAGGAGGCAAAAGCCAUGCUGUUGGUUCUCCAGGAUGUUACUUUGACCCUGGUCGACCCCAUAGACCACACCCUUCUCCACUCUCAGCCAAUCAGCAGCAUCCGUGUUUGGGGAGUCGGACGUGGCCACAGCAGGGAUUUUGCGUACGUGGCUCGGGAUAAAAACACACGUGUGCUGAAAUGCCACGUGUUCCAGUCUGACAGUCCUGCCGACACCAUCGCUGCCAGCCUGAACCAGAUCUGCUCCAGGAUCAUGGCCGAGAGGAAUCGCACCAUAGCGCCCAGUGGCUCCAGCCUGUCCAGCUCCGACGUCCCACUGCAAGUAGAUUUUCCCACGCCAAAGACUGAGCUGCAGCAGAGCUUCCGUGUUCUUUACCUGGGGAUGACCUCCGUAACUCGUCCCAUAGGAAUGGACAUCAUAAACGGCGCGAUUGAUAGCUUAGUGUCCUCCACGGGGAAGGACGAGUGGGCCGCCGUGCUGCUGAACGUGGAGGACGCUACGGUCAGCGUCAUCAAAGAGAAGGAGGAAGAGGAGGAGGUGCUGGUGGAGUGUCGCGUGCGAUUCCUCUCGUUUAUGGGCGUCGGCCGGGACGUGCACACGUUCGCCUUCAUCAUGGACACGGGCAACCAGCACUUCCACUGUCACGUCUUCUGGUGCGAGCCCAACGCGGGGGGCGUGUCCGAGGCCGUGCAGUCCGCCUGUAUGCUGCGCUAUCAGAAGUGUCUGGUCUCUCACUCUUCCUCUCGGAGGUUGUCCUCCUCGUCCUCUCCGUCCUCCUCGGACUCCGUGACCCGGCGUGUCACCAGCAGCGUGAAGCGCAGCGUCCAGUCCAUCAUAGACACUCUGAAAAAGAAGCCCGCCCCCGAGAUGCCCCAGCAGUGACGGACGGCCCGGCUCGGCCGAUCAUCCACCGACCGACAGGACGUGUAAAUAAACGAGGAGAACCGUGAUGGACCUCUGCGGGGAGUGGUACGGGGGGACGGGAGGGUACUCGUGGGUACGGCUUUACUCGAUUUUCCACCUCUGUGGGCGCUCCCUAAGGCAUGCCGUGGAUGAACACACACAGGAACACACUCACAGACACACAGUCACGAGUUGGAACACUGGUACUGACGCCUGGCAUCGAGACCCACACGCCGACGCUACAGGACAGCACCUUGUGGUGUGACUAACAUGGUUUGUGUUGCUAUAAACUUAUUACACGUCUGUUCAUACACGCACACGUAUCACGCAUGUGAAGUCGACUGUUGCAGGAGUGAGGACCUGAUUGGGAGGGUUUAGGAAAAGUCACUGGUGAACAGCGAAAGCGAAUCGAAGCUUAAACGUCACUCACAGGAAUGCAAGUAAAAGUGAACGAUUCAUUAAAAAUGUGAUUUUAUUUGUUAUCCAUGUACCGUAUUUUCCAGACUAUUAAUCAGUUCAGAUUUAAAAAACGUUUAAUACGAACAAUCGGCAUUCGAAGCUCCGGAUCGCUCACGCAUAAUUAAUGGAGCUGAAGACCAGACCGCAGAUUUCAGACUCCAUAAAGCUGGUCGGUGUGUCUGUAUUUACAUUUUCGGCAUUUAGCAGACGCUCUUAUCCAGAAGAGCUUCCAUAGUGAACAUUACCUUACUCUAGUACAAGUAACAAGUCCAAGAAUACAAAUCUGCUAAAAGAGCAUUAGUAAGUUACUAAGUAAGUGAGUAAGUAAGUACAUGUCAGUUUAAGUGUUUAGUAAAGAGUUGAUGAAGGUUUUUAAUCGUGUUUUGAAGACAGCGAGAGACUCAGAUGUUCAGACAGACAGAGGACGCUCGUUCCACCACUUGGGUGCUGGUACAGAGAAGAGCCUUGAGAAGAGAAGGUCAGCUGGUUAUCCAGGACGACACCAAGGUUUCUUACAUUAUCAGAUGGUCUGAUCUGGGAGUCAUCAAGAGAGAUGAUCAGGUCCUGGGUUGGAGGUUGAAGAAGACGAUCGGCGUGUCAGUACGAAGCUACAUGGAAAAAUCUAAACAUGUCGUAUAGUCUGGAAAAUCCGGUAAUAAGCAACUCACCUGUGUUCCUGUGUCACCAUAUAAAUGUUCAUAAUGUUCCUGUACAAAUAAACACAUUAAAACCAUA